Messenger RNA from Ogataea philodendri, 879 nucleotides. RefSeq lists its product as uncharacterized. The record is from RefSeq and is a predicted model, not a curated record. The transcript has a single exon. Bases 1 to 879 code for a protein of 292 amino acids. Lineage: Eukaryota; Fungi; Ascomycota; Pichiomycetes; Pichiales; Pichiaceae.
AUGCUUGUGCCAUUUGGUAUCAACUUCAAUGGUCUCUGUCACCUCGUUUUGAAUACGAUCCACAAUCGAAUUGAUCUUCUUCACAGCUGCUCUGAUCGACUCCUUGGUACCAGUAAUCUCGAACUCGGCCGUCUCGUCGUUGCUUUUUUCUCUCAAACGCUUGAUGUCGGCACCAGUCUCGAUAGACAGGUCUUUCACCUGUUCGCCAGACUUUCCAAUCAACCGUGGCAGAAUACUGUUUGGAAUCUUCAAGGUCUCACGGAAACCAUUGUCCUUUUCGUAUUGCCAAAGCUCCCGCAAUUCUUCCUCAGCUUUGGAGACACCCUUCGAAGGACCUGUAAUGACAACCUCGUCCUGGUGACCCGUGGCAUUCUCGAAUGGGAACUUGAUGUUGACGUUGUACUUCUUGUUGAGUCUGUGGACGUAAACUCCAGAAGGUCCGAUGAGUUUACGGUGGUAUUUCUUCUCAAUCUUCAAAACAACAGUCUUUUCGUCCACCCAUUUCUUUGCAAGCUGGCUCAGUUUCUUUUCACACUCGUCGACAUUGCUCUUCAAUCCUGUCAGCUUGACUUGAGUCUUAUCGCCAACAGCGGCAUCUUCACCUUUGAAGACGUCGAUCUUGAUAUUGAACUGGUCUUGCAAGCCUUGAAGAUGUCCUCCCUUUUGACCAAUAAGUCUAGAGAGUUGGCUGGUUGGGAACUCAAUUGUGUGGUUGUACUUGGAGGCAGUCUCGUAGUUCUUGAUUUCGUCAAUUGCUUGUUUCAACUCGUCAACAACCUUGGAGAUCUCGUUCUUGUAGCCAACAACAAGGAGCUCAUCAGCACUGGAUUCCUCACUGUUCUGGUGAAGUUUGAUAUUAAUGGAGGACCCAUAUUUUGA